AUGAAGGGAUGGGUGGGCGUGUGGGUUUUCUGGGGCGUGAUGGAGCGUGGCGGGUACGAGGCGGUGACGGGCGGCAAGCUGUGGAAGGACAUCUGCCGCUGCCUGGCGGUGGACCUGGCGGGCCAGACCUCCGCCUCCUUCAACAUGCGCGUCAACUACGAGCGCUGCCUGCUGGACUUUGAGAACUACCUGGCCUGCGGGCAGUACCAGCGCGACCUGGCAGCUGGCUGCGCCCCCGAGUCGGACUUCCUCACAGACCACACCCGCGUCAAGUUCACGAUACCGGGCGUGGACUACUCCACUCCCGUGCCGGGCACGCGGCGCGGCAAGGGUGCAGCAGGCGCAGCAGGCGCAGCAGGUGCAGCAGGCGAAGAUGGCGACGAGCCCUCAGCCAGCCAGGGCAGCGGCGGCGGCGGCGGCGGGCGGGGCCGCCGCGGCGCGCGCAGCACGCGCGGCACCAGCCGCCUGGCUCAGAAGGGUGGGAAACAUGCCGUGCUGCCGGUGGUGGACGCGGCGCAGGGCGCGGCGCUGGCGACGGGCUGGGCGCCGCUGCCGCUGCCGCUGGGUGGCGGCGGCGGCACGGGGCCCGCCCUGAAAGCGCUGGGGGCGCUGGCGGUUGGGCGGCAGGUGGAGCGGUACUGGCCAGAGGAGGGCGGCUGGUGGCCCGCCGCCAUCUCCCAGUACAGCCAGGCUCGGGGGGAGCACCAGCUGGUGUACAAUGCGGGGGGUGAGGACGAGAGCUUUGAGUGGGUGGACCUGGGAGAGCUGGGGGAGGGUGAGAUACGGGACGUUGCCAGCGCUGGAGCGGCGCCGCAGGAUGCCGAGGGCGCGGCGGCUGCCGCUGCCGCGCUGUUUGCUGGCGGCGAGCCCGGCCAGGAUGAUGGCGGCAUCGGCGGCCUCUUUGACAUGGCUGCGGCGGCAGCGGCAGCGGAGGGGCAGGAGGAUGGGGCGGCAGCGGCGCAGGGCGAGGCGGAGGCGGCGGCCAUGGGGCCUGGCGGCUUCACCGCGCUGCUGGCAGAGGCUGAUGUGGCAGGUGCUGACGUGGCGGGUGCCGAGACGCGGCCAGUAGGGCAGCAGCCGGACGCCGGAAGCCCGCAGCAGCAGGGGCCGGAAGAGCUUGCAGGUCCCGAGCAGCAGGAGCAGGAGCAGGAGCAGGAGCAGCAGUUGCUGACUGUGGAAGUUCUGCGGGCGAUGCUGCCGGCAGCUGUGCACCCUGCGGCGGCUGAUGAGCCGGCAGCUUGCGGGGGCACAGCCCAGGACCUCAAAAUCAGCAAGGAGUGA
Molecule: messenger RNA, 1281 nt
Organism: Chlorella variabilis
Lineage: Eukaryota; Viridiplantae; Chlorophyta; Trebouxiophyceae; Chlorellales; Chlorellaceae
Exons: 9
Coding region: 1-1281 (426 amino acids)
Molecular function (GO): DNA binding
Source: RefSeq, a predicted model, not a curated record